Messenger RNA from Paramecium octaurelia, 970 nucleotides. The record is from the annotation of a GenBank genome assembly. NCBI's taxonomy places the organism in Eukaryota, Ciliophora, Oligohymenophorea, Peniculida, Parameciidae.
AUGUCUAAAAUUACUACAUCCAUAUUCAUCCUAUUGUCAAUUUUGACCGCGAUUAAUGCUGAAGUUGUAUUUAGCUAUUCAAAACACAAUAAUGAAUUGCAUUACAACAUUGUAUCAGAUGAAAAUUUGGUUGUUUUAGCCUUCUCCGGAUAACAGGUAUAUUAUAUAACUAUUAAUAAAAGGACUUAAGAGAAUACCUAUUUUGUAGAGUGAAAGAUUGUGAAUGUGAAGAAAGAUUUGCUUAAGGACCAAGGAGCCAUCCAAAAUUGAGUGAGCAGUAGAUUAUCUCCAAUUACUUUUGUGAAAAGAAUUCAAUGAAAUUUGUAAGACCUGACUCAGGAUCCUAACCAUAUGUGUGGAAGAACACUCAGUAAAAAGAACAACCUAAACAUGUUGAAAAAUAAUCAAGGAUUAUUUAAGAAGUCACAAAUACAUCCGACAGUACUACUUAUACUGACACUGAUAUGACUGCAUCCUUGUCUGUAGGAACUACUUUCUAAGUGAAAUGGAAGUUUAAUACAGAUGACACAAUUGAGAUGUGCUUCAUUUUGAAUUAAAAAUCAUGGAUAGGAGUUGGUUUUGGAAAAGGGGUAAAAAUGAUAACAAAUAAUUUAGAUGAAGAAUGUUGAUAUGCUCACGAUUAAUAUAAUAGAUGGCUAAGCAGAGGUUUUGGAUUUGUGGUCAGUCGAAGAUGAUACUCCUCCAACAGACACAUAACAAGACUUAGAAUUAGUCUCUUACAGCAUAUCUGACACUUCUGUAAAAGCUAGAAUAAAAAGGAAAUUAAAUACAGGAGAUUCCUCAUAAGAUGUAGUUUUGGCUAAGGGAUCUGCUUAUACUUGGAGUUAUGCAACAUCAUCAGCUUUGGUUAUGGAGGAUCAUGGUCAUGACUUUGAAGAAUUUUCUAUAACUUUAAACGAGACAGGAGAUACUGUAAUUUCGUAUUCAGAACUGCUUAUGUUCGUUGUGA